UUUUCCGUUUUCCUCUCUCUUUUGCGAAUCAGACGCAAAGCCCCCCACCCCACUGUCCCUCUUUGCAAUUCCUAGAAAAUUUUUGGGUUCUUAUACUAAAGAUUAUAAAAAUUUCCCCAUACGAAAGUUUUAAUCUCGAAGUCCCCAACUCCCAACACGAACUAACACAUACAUUUCCACUCUCAUCAAGAAAGAGCUAGGGUUUAUUCUCACGGUUACGGGUUAGAUUUUUGGAUUCCGGUCCUCUGAUUGUUCUGAUCUGCUCAUGGAUUCACGAGAUUCAUUAUCGUCAACGCCUUUGAAUCGGGACGGGCCUUCCGGUGAUGACGAUGGCGUUCUUUCCGUUACUGCCGCUCUCGCUAAGGAUGCAGCUCUCUAUUUCCAGUCUAAGAAGUUUGCCGAGUGCGUUGAGGUCUUGAAUCAGCUCAAGCAGAAGAAAGAAGACGAUCCCAAGGUUCUUCAUAAUAUUGCAAUUGCAGAAUACUUUAGGGAUGGUUGCUUAGAUCCAAAGAAGUUGCUUGAAGUGCUUAAAAAUGUCAAGAAGAGAAGUGAGGAACUUGCUCAUGCAUCUGGGGAGCAGGUGGAAUGUUUUGGCAAUGUUGGAAAUAAGGGUAUUCCAGGUUCAAAGGGAAGUGUUGGCUUGUCGCAUCAAAUUUCUACAAACAGUGGAAGUACUAUUUACAUGGAUGAAUUUGAUACUUCUGUUGCAACUCUAAACAUAGCAGUUAUCUGGUUCCAUCUUCAUGAAUAUGCUAAGGCAUUAUCAGUUUUAGAACCUCUUUAUCAAAAUAUUGAACCAAUUGAUGAGGCAACGGCUCUUCAUGCAUGUCUGUUGUUGCUGGAUAUUUUGCUAGCUUGCAACGAUGCGUCAAAAUCUGCUGAUGUAUUGAGUUAUCUAGAAAAAGCAUUUGGUGUUGGUAGUGUGUGUCAAGGAGAUAAUGCUAGCAUGGCAACACAACAAUCUACAAAUCUCUUUGCAAAAUCAGCCUCUGUUCCAAGCAGCUCAUUAGCAAUGGAUGUUUCCAAUUCUGAUUUAGCUGCUAAUGCCUCUGAGAAUCCUUUGUCAAGAACUUUAUCAGAGGACCCGCUUGAUGAAAUGUUUUCAACUCUGGACAUCAGUGGACAAAACCUAUCAAGGUCAGCUAGUCAUUCAUCUGCAAAAGAUGCUCCAAGGACUUUGGUUGAUAGAUCCAUCUUUGGUGUUGAUUUGAAGCUUAAGUUGCAACUUUACAAGGUUCGAUUUCUACUUCUCACUAGAAAUCUAAAGCUAGCAAAGCGCGAAGUCAAGCUUGCUAUGAAUGUUGGCCGUGGGAGAGAUUCAUCUAUGGCUCUUCUCUUGAAGGCCCAGCUUGAGUAUGCUCGCGGAAACCACCGUAAAGCCAUCAAGUUGUUGAUGGCAUCAGGUAACCGGACAGAGGCUGGGAUUUCAAGCAUGUUUAAUAACAAUCUUGGCUGUAUUUACUAUCAGCUUGGAAAAUACCAUGCGUCAGCAGUGUUUUUCUCAAAGGCAUUGGGUAAUUGUUCAUCUCUUCAGAAGGACAAACCUCUAAAGCUUCUAACAUUCUCCCAGGAUAAAUCCCUCCUCAUGACAUAUAACUGUGGGUUGCAGUAUUUGGCCUGUGGGAAGCCAAUCCUUGCUGCUCGUUGUUUCCAGAAGGCAGUUUCAGUUUUCUACAAAAGACCUCUCUUGUGGCUCCGACUAGCUGAAUGCUGCCUAAUGGCUUUAGAGAAAGGACUUAUCAAGGCAAGUGGAGCUCCAUCAGAUCGAUCAGAAGUUAGAGUUAAUAUUAUUGGCAAGGGUAAAUGGAGGCAGCUUAUAAUUGAAGAUGGAGUUUCAAGUGGGCUUGUUGGAAAGGAUGAUUUGAAUUUUGGCAGUGAUGGGCAGCCUAAGCUCUCUCUGCCUCUCGCAAGGCAGUGUCUCUGUAAUGCAUUGCACUUAUUGAACUGUUCUGAAUUGAAUAAUUUGAAGUCUGGUUUGCCUGCUUCCUUGGAGGAAAAUGAAUCAAGUGAAGUGGUUUCUUCAAAGAAUUCAAACCAGAGGAACUUACCUACCAUUGAUUUAAAUGCUUCAACUUUAUUCGUUGGUCUAGGUCAAGUUAAUUCAAAUGGUGAUGCAAAGGUGCAAAAGGGAGGAUUGAUUCAGGAGACUAUACAGAACUCAAUCUCCUAUUAUGAAGAGAUCUGCGGGAGAGAGAAUCAGAUGAUUAAGCAAGCUCUUCUUGCCGACCUGGCAUAUGUAGAGUUAGAACUGGAAAAUCCUUUGAAAGCUCUUACUGUUGCAAUAUCUCUCUUAGAACUACCUGAUUGUUCAAGAAUUUAUGUUUUUCUGGGACAUGUGUAUGCAGCAGAGGCCCUUUGCUUGCUGAAUAAGCCAAAGGAAGCUGCGGAGCAUUUGUUAAUUUAUUUAUCUGCAGACAAUAAUGUUGAGUUGCCAUUUGGCCAAGAGGAUUUUGAGCAAUGGCGUGUGGAAAAUACUGAUGACUGUGAAGAAGUUAAUGGUGGAUCAGUGGCUGCGAAGAAUCCUCCCGAGAACCAGCAUGAUUUCAUGUUUCUGAAGCCAGAAGAAGCAUGUGGAACUCUUUAUGCAAAUCUUGCUGCAAUGUCAGCAAUACAAGGUGAACUUGAGCGGGCGCAUCAUUUUGUGAUGCAAGCAUUAUCUCUGGUACCUAACAGUCCUGAAGCUACUAUGACUGCAAUUUAUGUCGAUCUCAUGCAUGGUAAGUCACAAGAAGCACUAGCCAAAUUAAAACAAUGUAGUCAUGUUAGGUUCCUCUUGAGCAGUUUACAAUUGAAUAAAUCAUCCUGAUGGUUGUAGGGGUGGUUCUUUAGUUCAUUCCAUUGGCCCAACAAUUAGUGCUAGUUAGUGGGUAGAUUAAAAUCCUUUUAGAGGAUUUGUAUCAUAUAUAUAGUUCAAUUCAGAUAAUAAGUUUUCUGUCAUUUAAAUUUUGCCUUUUAAUUUCACAGUUAGGGUUCAUUUUAUCAACGGUUGGUGAGGCUGAGUGUUUUGGUAGAGCUGAUGCCCACCUUUUGAAUUUGAGAUGUAAUCUGAUUCAGGGUUGUUGUGUUCUAGUGGCCAUCCAAUCCACUUGGAAUGGAUGCGAAGAAUGGAGAGAUAAUAUGCUUUAACUUGAGAUUGGAAACAGAAAGGAUUUUAUUCAUUUCAGUUUUAAUUCCAAGAAUUCAUAUCAAUAGUAAAAUUAAUUAAAAAUUCGUGAAAUAAGAUGAGCUAAAUGGAAAAUCAUUUUGAUUAAUAAUCUUAGUUCUCAAACACAAAGGACAAAUGCAACAGUCUCAAAAACAAAAUAAAUGGUGUACAAUACAUAGGAAGACAUCAGCAAUUCCAAUCUAAUAAAAUGAGCGAUAUCGACAUCCUCUCAUGCCAAUUCCGUCGGUGCAUCAAUGAAUCUAACAACCUGCA
Rubroshorea leprosula is the source of this 3418-nucleotide messenger RNA. Lineage: Eukaryota; Viridiplantae; Streptophyta; Magnoliopsida; Malvales; Dipterocarpaceae. The record is from the annotation of a GenBank genome assembly.